Messenger RNA from Drosophila sulfurigaster albostrigata, 2003 nucleotides. RefSeq lists its product as uncharacterized. The record is from RefSeq and is a predicted model, not a curated record. Lineage: Eukaryota; Metazoa; Arthropoda; Insecta; Diptera; Drosophilidae. The transcript has 2 exons. Bases 69 to 1937 code for a protein of 622 amino acids.
UUCAAUGCGAUAAGUUCUGUUGACGAAUCCUUCUGAUUAAGAGAAUAUCAUCAAAAUAUUUAGAAGCAAUGCGAAUUCAAUUUAUUCUGCCUCUGAUAUUGAUACUCUUCAUCCAGGCUUCUCAGUCGCAAACCAUAUUUGAUGAAGCCAAAGGAAUCCUGGGAUUUAUUCAUGAUGUUAAGGAAAUACUUCCGUUAGUGCAAGAAGAUAUUGAAAAGUUGGAUGCAAUUGAAUUUAAUUCUACGGAAAUGGAAAAUUACAUUAAUGUGCUGAAACCUUUCAAGAAUGCCAGCAUUAAAGUUCUUGAGAUUGAAGACAAUCAUAUUAAACAGUCAAAGCAAUCGAUAUAUAAUGACAUUACUCACAGCCCUUUGGACUUGUAUAGAUUCGAGCUUUUGAUUCAAGAUUUGGAAACUGUUUCCGAACACUUUACGAAAAUGGAGACAAUUGAGUCGUCUAAAAAUUCGACACUCAUAAUCUUAUUUGCUGAAAGUAUAAUUGAUAAACAUUACCUUUUACCGAAUUUAUAUAAUAGUUUCUAUUUGGAACUGCUUCGUUUAUAUAUGCCCGAUAAGGAUGAAAUGAAUGAACUGCGCCGAAGGCAUAAGAUACCAACAAAAAACAUUUGUCAUAGUCGUCAAGUCCCCCAACAGCUUGUGUACUCAGUGUAUAAGGACAUCGCACUAACCGAAUUGAAGGCAUACAUCCUGAUCGAGUACUCAUUCUUGAUUCUAAAAAUUUCGAGACAAGGUAAUUUUACUAAAUCAAUGAACAAGGUUCGCCUCAACUAUCAGAAUGUCAGCGAAAACGCUCUCGACACACUUCAAAGCACAAUGGAAAAAGCUGAUCGCGUUAUAUGGCGUUGCGAUCCCGAAAAGCAUAUUCCAAAUGUUACCUACGAUGAGGUGACAAGAGUUCUUCAGGGAUACGUUGAGAACGAAGUGGAUCUAAGCAACGAUGAGUCCUGCAGUGAAACUUGCUCCGAUUAUCAGAACACAACUACAAAAGGUUGCUUCAAACAAAAGUUUUGUUCUCAGCAGCCUCAGUGCUCGGGUCAUAUUUACGACUGUCAGUUAGUCGACUCGGACUUAUCUAUUUGUCAAUCGAAUGAGAAUAACAGCCGUCGAUAUGAUUAUAUUGAAUAUGAAGAAGGACAGAAGUUUGGACAAGGCGAGAAUUGUUCUCGAGAUGUCAAUAAUGUACAGAGCUGGCAUAGAUGGAUUUUCACAAAGUGCAGCUACUGUUUUUGUCUUUGCGAUGAGCCGGGUCCAAAGUCCGAUCGUUACUUUAAUCUUCUUUACACUUUAUCUGAUAUCAAGGCGAACAAAGUGGUGACUGGAGUGCGAUUUGUGAAGAAGAAUCGCAUUUUCCAUUUGCAGAUACAGCAAGGACAACUCUUGCCUCGAGGAGCCAUCAACGAAUCAUCUGUGGAGUGGGUUCCAGUUGAUGACUUCAAAAUAACCGAUUCGAAUGUUUGUGAUGGGGUCGAUUAUCAUUCAUUGAGCCACAAGGAACGCGCGUUAGAUCUGGAUGAAAUUUUAACUUUGGACGGCCAAGCUUCUGUAGUGACUGGGCUGCGUUUACGAGUAUUGAGUGGACGACUGAAUCUCAUAUUUAUCAUCUCACAUAGACCACCAAACAAUGAAGAUAGACAAAAGGUAAAUCUCGAUAAUCUUGAUGUACCAACCCGAUCAACAAACAGUUCACAACCAAUGUCGAAGAAUAAUCAAUACUUAGAGUUUGUGAACUCUGGAAUAAAACAAGAUGUGGCACAAACAACAAUUCCGUUUAUAGACAUUCAGGAUGUUGUUACAAGUCCUCCAGUUCCGUUGGCUGGAAUUGGCGUCUACUAUAAAAGUAGUCCGGGAUAUGGCGGCUUUGUGGCACCCAAAAUCAUCACCUAUGACAUUUCACGACACGUUCGGAAUGCCGAUUAGGAUUUGCAUAUUAAAUUAUUUCGAAUUUGUAAACAAAUUUGUCUUAAUUAAAAUAAACUUGCUACA